AUGCUUGAAAGAUUUAAACCAGAUUACCUGACUUUCUCUUUCAGAUAUUUCUGUGAAAUAUUCUUGGACAAUGCUUACUGUGCCAAAACUUCCAGCAAAAUUCAAUCUGAGAUGCUUUUCUGGGGAGAAUUUUUUGAGUUUAAUAACUUGAAAAAUAUCAAUCAAAUUAUCAUCCAGUUGUACCGAGAGGCAGACAAAAAAAAGAAGAAAGAUAAAACUACAAAAAUAGGCUGUGUAUCAAUACCAGUUCAUGAACUUGGAAACAAGCAACUCAUUGAAAAAUGGUAUACAGCAAAUUCCAUUGUGGUUGGAAAACAGGGCAGAGAAAAUAGAACUGAAUUACCGCUGGUUCGAGUGCGGGUCAAAUACCAAUCGGUUCAAAUUCUACCUUUAGACCUUUACCAUGAUUUUACGGAGUAUAUCUAUCCAACCAAAUUGACGAACAAUGCAGGCCUGCAGAAGAACCAAGAAAAUCUCAAAAUCCAUUGUCAGAAGGCAUGGAAACUGAACUUCAAUUCUAAGAGUUAUUUCCACGGUGAGCUUCGAGAGGUGUUUGCAGGAUUUCGGGAAAAUUGCCUAAAAAGUUCCAAAGCAGACCUUGCUAAUAACCUGAUAAGCGCUUCGAUCUUUUUGCGGUUCUUAUGCCCUGCUAUUCUCUCUCCAAGUUUGUUCAAACUAAUCCAAGAAUAUCCCUCAGAUAAAGCUGUACGGACAUUAACCCUGAUAGCAAAGGCAAUCCAAAAACUAGCCAAUUUCACUCAAUUUGGAGGCAAAGAAGAGUUUAUGGUCUUCUUGAAUGGUUUUGUUGAAGAUGAAAUGGAAAACAUGAAGCAUUUCCUUGAAGACAUCUCGACAAUGAAUAAAGACAAUGCUUUUCUGAAGAACCAUGCUGACAUUGAUCUUGGCAAGGAACUGUCCAUUCUUCAUUCUCUUCUCACUGAUACUUUGGAAAAAUUCAAUCUGACAACAGUCCAAAAAUUGCAUCCUCUCCCGGAGAUUCUUGGUACCCUAACUGCAGCACUGAAAGACCCUCAAGUGGGUAAGAAGCAACCAAACCGGAAAAGCCAGAUCUAUGACAAUAUGGCAGGCACCCCAGGUAGCAGUCCACCUGUAAGCUCGUUAGUGCAGCUGUGCAAUAAAACAGUGAGUCAGAGCAAAGAGGUGUCUUCAUCUGUUCAUCUAAACAGGCAGACAGAUGACUCUUGGACGUCUGUUAGCAAGGAACACAUAUCAUCUGAACUGCAUGAUGCCUUUAGGAAGUUAUCACUGGGGACUGAUAUUUCUGAUGUUUCAGUCACCAAACAAGCAGAAAAUAAAAAGGACUCUGUGAAUCAGUCAUGGAGUGAGAUUCUCUCUACAGCAGAUGUGAUGAACGGUCAGGAUAAUAUGAUCUCGUACAUCGAUGAUAUCCAAGAUGGGUUUCUCGAAAUUGGUUCUGUUGACAAGAACAGCCAUGAUUUUCCACAGAACAAUCAUACCAACAAUAUUGGUGGAGUGACUUUGAUGUCCCCUCCAAAAACCUGCCUAGGUCAAAGUUCCUUCAUGUCUUCUUCGGACUACCAGUCUGUUGGAUACAGACAGUCAAAUUUGCCUGUUGACCUCUCUGGGGGGCCAACUACACAUGAGCAGUACAGUGACAUGUCCUUGCCAUCUCGUCUCCCUUCAUCUGGUUCCCUCACUCCACAGCACUCCUCUUCCAUCCAACAACCGCUCUCAUUCUCCAACCCACUCUAUAAACACCAGCGCAAUUCCCAGCUUACAGCAACUGCAUCAUCUUCAUCGUCUCCAUUAUUGGGAAAUGGUAGUCCAGUGGCAGUGCCUUUGGCAAGUGGUGCUGUUGCUGGUCCUUCUCCAGUUGCUGCCUCUGCUGCUGCUGGUGUGACACCCACUUUGACAGCAAAUGCUAUGAAGAUGCCACAGACAUCCAGUUCUAGCUCUUUGAGUAGUACAGACGAUUCUAACGUUGCAUUGUGUUUCAAUGUGAGUGCUCAAAUGCAUCAAACCCGCAGUCCCACACGACCCAUGGCUGCAUCAGCGCUGGGAGUGGGAACCACGAUGGAAACGGUGCACAAAAUUUCCAGCCCAUUACAGACUCUUUCCCAAUUUCCGAGUUCUAGUUCUAGCAGUGAGUCGUCACUGUGCGAACGGAGAAACUAUGGUCGUGUUGGGUCAACAGAGAUGGAAGUCAUGCAACAUGGACCUGCACUGCAACGUAUCAACCCCCUUUAUGCACGCUAUAGUUCGAAACCUUUGACGCCAGACGUAUACAUGCGCUCGCAGAGGCAAACAGGCAAUGGACCAUCAAAUCUUUUCAGUGACAUGUCCCCAAACACUAAUUUAGCUUUUGCUGGGGCUCAGUUUGAAGAUUCUCUGCGAUCACUUAAUAGUGUUGGUGAUGCAAAUCUGAUACAGUGUAACACAUUACCACGUCGGGCAGAGAGAGAUCGACACUUAACAGCAUCCUGUGUUUCUGAUGAGUUCUCAAUGUAUACACCUGGGAGUCGGCGCUCUCUUGCACAGACUUCGACUUCGAUGGGCCUAAGAGGAACCCCCCAGCAAAUUUUGGAAGCUGAGAAAACAAGAGAAGAAUACGAGAAGGAAGUUUUGAGUCUGAAACAGGAACUGAUGGAGGUUCGGUCUCAACUGCAGGAGGCUAACUGUCGAUCACGCUUCAACCCAGAGACCGGUGCCCAGCAGAUGAUGCAAGAUUGGCAACAACGUCUGGAAGAGAGUGAAGAACGGAUGCGAAAACAACAGGCAGAAAAAGACGACCAAAUGAAGACAAUAAUUGAACGCUUAAUUGGUUUUGAAGAUGAACUCCGCAAAGAACAACGUGAAAUUGAGCGUCUUGUCUCUCAAAAGCAAAUGGUUAUAGAGGCUCAGGAACGUCAAAUCCAGACCCUUGACUCGACCAACAGUAAACUGAUGUGUGCCCUGAACCAACUUAAAGAACGCUGCCAUACAAACCCAUUGCGAAAUGGACUGACAGCCCAACCCCCUGCCAAAGUUGGCACUGACUUUGGAGAUUACAAGAGUAGUGCCUGCUAA
Acanthosepion pharaonis is the source of this 3048-nucleotide messenger RNA. The record is from the annotation of a GenBank genome assembly. Lineage: Eukaryota; Metazoa; Mollusca; Cephalopoda; Sepiida; Sepiidae.